Molecule: messenger RNA, 1741 nt
Organism: Macrobrachium nipponense
Lineage: Eukaryota; Metazoa; Arthropoda; Malacostraca; Decapoda; Palaemonidae
Product: procathepsin L-like
Exons: 7
Coding region: 16-1107 (363 amino acids)
Biological process (GO): positive regulation of apoptotic signaling pathway; positive regulation of peptidase activity; immune response
Cellular component (GO): lysosome
Molecular function (GO): cysteine-type endopeptidase activator activity involved in apoptotic process; cysteine-type endopeptidase activity
Source: RefSeq, a predicted model, not a curated record
ACAAUUUGGGUCUUGAUGAACUGGGAUGGUCGGAAAUUCGGAUUGAAGUUCAUUAUAUGUUGGUAUGGAAGUGAUAAGAUGAAGUACCUCUGUGCAUUAGUUCUUAUAGCAGUGGCGGCUUCGGCCUCAGCCGUUUCCUUCUUCACUGUGGUAAUGGAGGAGUGGGAGAGUUUCAAGUUUGAACAUAGUAAAAAAUAUGAAAGUGAUACCGAAGAAACAUUCCGUAUGAAGAUCUUUGCUGAGAAUAAGCAGAAAAUUGCUGCCCACAACAAGCUCUAUCAUACUGGUUCAAAGACUUACAAACUUGGGAUGAACAAAUAUGGUGAUAUGCUUCAUCACGAAUUUGUGAACAUGAUGAAUGGAUUCCGUGCUAACACCAGUGGUGCUGGUUACAAGGCAAACCGUGGUUUUCAAGGAGCACACUUUGUGGAGCCACCUGAGGAUGUUGUAAUGCCCAAAAGUGUUGACUGGAGGGAGAAAGGAGCAGUCACUGAAGUAAAGGACCAGGGAUCGUGUGGCUCAUGUUGGGCUUUUUCUGCAACUGGAGCUUUGGAAGGUCAGCAUUACAGACAAACUGGAGACUUGGUAAGCCUCUCUGAACAAAACUUGGUCGAUUGCUCUUCUAAGUUCGGAAAUAAUGGUUGCAAUGGUGGUCUCAUGGACAAUGCAUUCCAGUACAUCAAAGUCAAUGGUGGCAUUGACACUGAAAAAAGUUACCCUUAUGAAGCAGAGGACGAACCAUGCCGGUACAAUCCUGCAAAUGCUGGUGCUGAUGAUAGGGGCUUUGUGGAUGUCCGUGAAGGAAACGAAAAUGCUUUGAAGAAAGCCAUUGCCACAAUUGGGCCGGUUUCUGUUGCUAUCGAUGCUAGCCAAGACUCCUUCCAGUUCUAUCAACAUGGAGUAUACAGUGAUCCAGACUGCUCAGCAGAAAAUUUGGAUCAUGGAGUCCUUGCUGUUGGCUAUGGCACUACUGAGGAUGGCCAAGACUACUGGCUUGUGAAGAACUCGUGGAGCAAGUCAUGGGGUGACCAAGGCUACAUUAAGAUUGCACGCAAUCAAAACAAUAUGUGCGGCAUCGCAAGUGCUGCAUCCUAUCCCUUGGUUUAAAUGUCAGCCUUGUUUGAAUUUUCAACAUCUUAAACUUCCUCACUAUUGGUAUGUUCAGGCCAAGUUAGACUGUUAUACUCUUUCAUUAAGACCGGAAGAGAAAAAUUAAAAAGAGGAGUUAAUACCUGGUGGUUAUGAAUUAUUUUAAAACUGUCAACACUUUCAAUAAGUGUUUUUUUUAAUACAAAAUUGAAGUGAUUAGUGUUAAGGAAAUGAGCAUUAUGUAGUUAAAGUAGCAUUUACUUGUUAAAUGUGACUGGAGCAGUAGAUUUUAGGAGACAUUGAAAAUUGGUUUUUAUCAGAUGCUUUUAUGGUUUUUAAUAGAAAUUCAAUACUAUUCUAAAUGUCAUAGGUUGUGAUUUUAUAUUCUUGAUUAAUGGGAACAGCUUACUGGCCGGAGAGCUUAGUCUGUGAUUCAUAGAUUUUUAUAAUGUUUAUAUGACCAUUUCAGAUAUGGUUCAGUGUAAUUUCUUUGUUUAAUGUACUAUUUCAGCUUGUAAGGUUUGCAUCUAUGAAUUUCCCAGAUCCCAGUUUAUAUUUACACUUUCAUAAUUUGUUUAUAAACAAUUACACUUGGAUUUAAAAAAAUGUAUAGAUGUGCUGCACAAUUUUUCAAUAAAUACUUAAAAAACAA